This is a messenger RNA of Rotaria socialis, 2367 nucleotides long. Lineage: Eukaryota; Metazoa; Rotifera; Eurotatoria; Philodinida; Philodinidae. The record is from the annotation of a GenBank genome assembly.
AUGUAUAUUCUUCUGUUUGUCGCAACAUUUAUUCGCAUACUUAAUUGUCAAUUAAAUGAUUUUCAAAUCAUUUGUCAAGCUGGUAUUCGACAAGAUAAUACGAACUAUAUUCAUUGUGGUCGUAAACAACUAACAGAAAUUCCAAAUUUUAUUCGUAUAACAAAUACAUUAUACGAUGAACUUGUUUUGAAUGACAAUCAAAUAACUGAAAUUCAUGCGAAUGCUUUUCAAGGUUUACGUGUUAAACGUUUAAAUCUUGCUGGAAAUAAAAUUCGUUUUCUUUCACCUCAUGCAUUUAUCGAAUUAUCAAAUUAUCUCGAAGAAUUAAUUAUAGAAUUUGAUUCGAAUUCUUUUCAUCAUAUUCCUGAUGCAAUAAAAAUCAAUCUAAUAAAUUUACGUUCAUUAAAAUUAAUUAAUUUAAAUUUAAUCGAAAUAAAAAAUCAUACAUUUAUUAAAUUUCGUAAACUCGAACAAUUAUCAAUAAUAAAAUCUCAUAUUAAAUCGAUUCAAUCGGAUGGCUUUCAAGCAUUGAAUAGUUUACGUUCGUUAAAUUUAGAUCAAAAUAAUCUAAAUGAUUCGUCAUGGAAUUCAUUAAUGAAAUAUUUACCUAAUCUAGAAACAUUAUGUUUAAGUCAAAAUAAUUUUAAUUAUCUUAAAAAUAUUCAUUUGAAAUAUUUAAAAAUUCUUGAUCUAUCCUCGAAUGGUUUACAAUAUAUUGAUAGAAAUAUAUUUCAUUCGUUAGAAAAACUUUAUUUACAAAAUAAUGAAAUUAAUUCAUUACAAUUAACAUUUUUAUUAGCGUUGAAAAAUUUAAAAGAAUUAAAUUUAGAUUUUAAUCGUUUAACUUUUCUACCGGAGAAGAUUUUUCAAAUCAGUUCAAAUCUUAUUUAUUUAUCAUUACAAGGCAAUGAUUUAAAUUAUUUAACUAAUUAUUCAUUUUAUGGUUUAAAAAAUUUAAUUCAUUUAAAUCUAGCAAGAAAUCGUUUACAAUUUGCUUGGAAUCAAAAACCGUUUCAAUAUUUAAAUUCAUUGAGAAUAUUAAAUCUUGAUAGAAAUUUACAUAUGAAUAUAACAAAGAAGAUUUUAGAAGAUUUAUCAAUGAAUCUAUUUGAAUUAUCCAUGCAAAAUUGUAAUCUAACAAAAAUUAAUUUUUCAUUAGAUUUUUUAUUUAACCUUCAACGGUUAAAAUUAUCAUCCAAUAAUUUAAAAGGAUUGCCAAAAAACUUUUUAAAUUAUUCGAUUAUAUCAAUUGAUCUGCAGCGAAAUCUAUUUACGUCUAUACCCGAUCUAGUGGAAAAUAUAUCAUCGAAUUUAAUUGAUCUCGAUCUUAGUUCAAAUCAAAUAUCAAAUUUAAAUGAAAAAGAUCUAUUAAAAUAUUCACAUUUGAAAACUAUUGGUCUAACAGGAAAUCCAUUAGAUUGUAGUUGCCAUCUUAAAUGGAUUCAACAAUGGUUAAGAGAAAAUUAUGAACAAGAUUUAAUUAAAUUUCUACAAUGGACAUGUGCAAAACCACAACAUCUUUUUGGAAAACAAUUGACAACUAUUAAAGAAAACGAUAUGAUAUGUAAUGAAAAUGAAAAUACUAAUCAACACGAGAUAAUUACAGAAUCAACAUCAAUAACUAUAGUAUCAUCGAGUGAUGUUCCUUUGACAUCAGUAAAAACUAAUAGUAUUCAAAGUUCAACAAUUGAAUCAUCAUUGAACGAAUUAAUAAUUAAAGAUAUUGUAUUUGAUCCAAAUGGUAUUUUAAUCAUAUCAUGGGAAUAUCUAUUGUCACAAUUACCAAAAUAUUAUCAUUUAGAAAUCUAUGAUAAAAAUCACUAUAUAAUAUAUCAAAGUUUAAUUGAUGGCCAGCAACGUUCUGCUGAAAUUGAUAUAUCAGAUUAUUUUGAAAAAGUUCCAUCGAUAUAUAUUGUUUGUAUUAAUAUUGAACAUCGAAAAUAUUGUCGAAAUAUUUUUUUAAAACUAAAUUCAAAUUUAAUUAAAUCGACUUCAAUUGUUUUGUCAUCAAAUAAACAUAACUAUGAACAAUGGAUUUAUCUUCUGGGUGGAAUUCUUCUUGGAGCUAUUCUAGUGUGUUCUAUAUUAAUUAUUAUUUGUUAUUAUCGUCUCCGUUAUUAUUCAAAAGAAAAUCUAUCACAAAUACCAUCGAUUAAAUCCGAUGAAAAAUCAUUAAAAACAUUUUAUUAUCAUCCAUUAAAUGUUAUAAGUUAUCCUCAACCGCAAAGUAGUAAUACUAGUGAAUGCUCAUUACAUUCAUCCAUUGAUACAAAUCAUUUAGCUAAUGAUCCUUAUCAUGUGUAUCAACAAAUACCAUCUGUACAUAAUUGUCAAUUACAUCCGAAAAGAACACAUAUUCUAAUAUGA